AUGUCCUAUCGAAUCGCAGUAUCUUCAUCUGGGAAGGGCCGUAGGUUCAGUCCGGAUAGGAAUAUCUAUAGCUUUGACCCUGAAACGCAGGAUGCCAUCGGGUUACAGAAGGGAAGAAAUUAUCUGGAGCAGCGCCUCAACCGACCAGACAGUGGAGAGGAUGCCUUCUUCGUCGGCAAAGUAGAUGGUCAUAACAAUACCUUUGCCUUUGGUGUUGCAGAUGGUGUGGGCGGCUGGAUGCAAUCUGGCGUAGAUCCGGCCGAUUUCUCGCAUGCCUUCUGUGCUUACAUGGCUGAGUGUGCCUUGAACUGGGACGGAUCAGCCCAGGAGCUGCGUGCAAGGGCCUUGAUGCAGUUAGGAUACGAGAGAACGCUGGUCGACAGGUCGAUAUUUGCUGGUAGCAGUACUGCGUGCAUUGGUAUAGCGCGCGAAGACGGGACAGUUCAACUAGCGAACCUUGGAGACUCCGGCUCGGUUCUCUUUCGACUAGCUGCUGUUCAUCAUUAUUCAUGCCCCCAGACCCACGACUUCAAUACACCCUACCAGCUAGCUGUCUUACCACCUCUGAUGCGAAUGCAAUCCGCUGUUUUUGGUGGCAGACAGUUUGAAGACCUUCCCCAAGACGCCAACGUAAUAAAUUAUCGUCUUCAGCAUGGUGAUGUACUCAUACUCGCAACAGACGGGGUAUAUGAUAACCUGAACAACCAGGACAUUCUUAAACACGUUACAGCUCGGAUGAUGGGCACUGGAGCCUGGAGUGGAACUGCUGACAUGGGAAUCGGAGUGUCCGAAAGCUUAGAUGUCCUAACUCAAGCCGGGGGACUGUCAUCUGCCUUCUCCGCUCUGAAAUCUAAAUCUCGUCAUCACCCCGAGUCAGCGCCAGACAUGAAAAAUAUAGACGCAAACACACGCGACCACACGCUGCAGGCGCUUCUUGCUGUUACCAUAGCUGGGGAAGCAAAGAUAGCUAGUAUGGAUUUCCGGCGUGAUGGUCCUUUCGCAAAAGAAUCGCAAAGGCACCGACCAUGGGACCACUGGAGAGGAGGCAAGCCGGAUGAUAUAUGUGUAAUUGUUGUUAUUGCAGUCGAAGAAGGAAGGAGUCUAGCCGAAUAG
Molecule: messenger RNA, 1113 nt
Organism: Ophidiomyces ophidiicola
Lineage: Eukaryota; Fungi; Ascomycota; Eurotiomycetes; Onygenales; Onygenaceae
Gene: PTC7
Product: Protein phosphatase 2C 7
Exons: 2
Coding region: 1-1113 (370 amino acids)
Source: RefSeq, a predicted model, not a curated record